GGCCCCAGUCGCGCGCACCUGAGAAAGCGCAGCCUCAGGACAAGGGCCUGUUUCUUGACCGGCCAGACGGAAUUCCAUGGCGCCAGAAAUUUGCUUGCGCAUUUGUCUUUUAUCCUGCUCACUGCUGGCUGUGUUGGACUGAUUGAUUUUGGUGUGCUUUAUGAUCGAUUAAUUCAUUGACUUGUUCUGGCGUGGCAACGACCACCGCGAUAUUGUAAAAAGACGAGAGUAUAUCAUCCACUCGCUUCGUCGAGGUCCGACGCCUCCGCUAGUUGCCUCCAGAAUCUGGGCCCGCCAUUUAUCAUAUGUGCUGGUGCCAAAGGCAACCACUGCUUGCGAACCACACGCCCGGGCCUUUUCAAACCUCCCCUCUAGUCUCGUUAGCGAGCACGGAUUCAUGAGCGGCGUCGCAGGAUGCCGCCUCGAAAGGCUCCAGCCAGGAGCGCAUCUAUCGAAGACAUACGUGUCACGAUUAUCAGCGGCAAAGCCAACGACCGUGCCAGCUCAUUGAAAGAACUGAUCGAGUUCGCUUCACGAGCCGACAGAAUCAAAUUGCUGAAGGACAAGGUCAUCCACCAACUCUUGGAGGCUAUAUUCCACUGCGCCAUAGCAGAGAAAACCACCUACUAUGGGGGUACCAAGACCACGAAGACGCAGGCGGAGAACCGGCUCGGCCUCUGCGCCGAAGCUCUCCGCACCAUUCUCACUCAGCGGGCCGCAAGGCUGAAGGUCAAGGCGGCGAGGGCUGUCGUCGACCACAUCACUCAGGUGCUCCCCGGCCCCGACCAGGAGUUUGUCACACCUCUUCGCCAGGACUAUAUCAAGUCCCUGGUAGCUCUCCUCGGGCGACCCGCGAAUGUAGAACAGCUAUGCCGGAACGACGCCGAAGGCUGGCUGGCGUGUGCCGACUUCUUUAUCGAUGCUAUAUCGCAGUCCUUUGGCAACGGAGACCGCGAGCUGAGCGUGCCGCCGCGUGGCUCCCCUGCUCCUGGAACUUCGUCGACAGCUAGGUCUGGCACUUCGAUCAGCCAGCGCAAUGGCAAGGAGAAGGGCCUGAGACACCUUGAGGACAUGGUGCAGUGCGUGCUAUACCUCGUGUCUGCCAUAAACGCCCCCCUCCGACUACGAUCCAGUGAACUCACCGCCACGGUAGUCCAGGUGCUGCAGCUACGCGACUUCAACGUGAGCAAGAUGCACCAGGCCGCAUUCGAAUCCAUAAACUCCAUCCUCUCCAGCCUCCAGGGCGACGAUCUGACUCUGGUUGCUGGCGUCGUUCGCGACAUCCUGGCGCUACUCAGCCACUGGUGGCAGCCACACUCAUCAAAGAACGACAAAUUGCUGAAUUCGAUUCGAGACGAGAUUCUUCGCACCAUCUUCAUACUUCUCCCCCAUAUCGACGCCCUUGCCCAAAAACCCGAGGACCGGUCUGUCUUGGGGGAUAUGGAAGAGCUUCUGGACGCGCUCUGGCUUGAGUACUCGAGGCGCGACGAGCGUGCGCGUCUCCAGUUGGCCGACCUCGACUUCUCGUCUAUAUCGGCCGACUACUUCUGUACUCGGUUAUUUGGCCUCCGGCCAUUCCACCCAGCUGCGGAGCGCAGUUGGGCGGUUGUCGAGGCUAUUGCGGCGCUCGAGUCCAUCUACUCACGAAACCUGAGGCAACGGCGUCUACUGUCUGUAGAGCCCGAGGUGGACCAGCCACGCAAAAGGCGUCGGAUAGACGAGGAUCGCCAUAGACUGUAUCAAAGACUGCGGUCCGCCGAAGACACGAUGAAGCUUGUCGCCUUACACUCGGUGCCCUUCCAGGUGGCCGUCGAGACUCCGCCGCUAAGCGACUUCUCGGACAUUCUCGGCCUUAUGAUAUCGUUGAUCAGCCAUAAGCAGUCGGCCAUCGCCUCAUGGGCAAUGAUUGCGUGUGCGAGUUACGCUGCAUUCCCUCUGGGUAAGGACGUGUCGCUCACGACGUCCUGGUCUCAAAUCUGGCAGGUGGCUGUUCGUUCCGUAAGCCACCAAGGGACCAGCCGGGCUGCGUGUGCCCUCCUCCACUCGAUUCUUGAGUCGGAUCUUCUGCCAUAUCACGAGAUUGCCGACAGUGUCAACACUAUCAUCACCACAGCGGACAUCAGCGGUCCUGCCGUCCUCGUUGACGCAUCUCUGGUCCUGAUGUUACAUCUUCUGCAUCUCAGAAAUACCAUGCUCCCUGGUGCGAGUCAGGCCACACGCAGUCAUAUAACUCGAUGGCUUUUCUCCAAGUGGAACCCAGCCGACUAUACAUACGCCACGUCACAUUCGCGACACGCAGAUCCUCUUGACAUCGUGAACUUGCUCAGAGCCUGUUUUGGGAGCCAGCCCUUCAAGUCAAACAGCUCAACCGCCGUUUUUGGGGGGUAUGUUUAUCAAUAUUGGCGGCAACAGUCAGAAGACAGCGGAAUGAUAGACUAUCUCGUCCUAAACCCGGCCGGCGCCCGGAAACAUGGCGAUCGGCUGAUUUGCGGCUCGUCGACUCGGGCUGAAGCCGGCGCAAAUGCGGCCGAUGCUGCGGAUGCGAAUGCUGCCAAAAAGCUAGUCCUGGAGCUGCUUCAUCCAAAACUCAGCGAGUCCCUAGGAACGGCAGAGUCCUGGGGAGGGCGUGGGUCGCACGGCGAAGGCGCUGCCCAGGUGUCUACUGAGCGCCUGCAGAGUCUCGUUUAUUGUGCCCUUGUCGGGGUGAUGAUGCUCCCGCAGUUUGAGGGGAUGAACACGACGCUGUCCAGGGAGGUGGAAAUGGCCUCAUCCGCCCUUGUUGACAGGAUUCUCAAGGCAGUGUUGGCUGCUGGAGAAACACAACACUUUUCAGAGAUCUGCCUCAGCUCCGUGGCCGCGUAUCUCCCGGGGCUGAACGCAUCCGAUCUUACACGGUUCCGCAAAGAGAGCAAGCCGCUGCUGGAGCUUUUCUCCAAACUGUCGCUAGCGAUCAGCGAGAAAUCUUCACAGCAGUCAUCUAGUGCUGCGCUGGAUAUGAUGGAUCUCGACGACGACUUUGGCUCACAGGCGAGCCAGGGGAGCUCCAUCUCCAAGGCUUCACCGCUGCCAAGGAGUAAUAUCGGUGUGAGGUUCAGCCGCGAAGGCUUCUACGCCGACCUCACCAUGAGACUCCGCCUCCUGUCGAUCAUGCUCGAUGACGAAGGCCAGAUCGGAUUGGUUCCCGCCGACUUUGUCGAGCAACUGGUGUCACUUUCAUCCGACGACUUUCUCUUCUGCCGUCGUCUCCUGCAGGACAUUCUCACCUCGGACUCUUCCAUCAACCCCGAAGACGCUCGUCGUCUGGUAGAGGCCGUUGGUACCAUUCUCGGCGACUCGGAGUACUCUACAUGCGAGGUGGCGCUCGGCACAUGUAUUGACCUGAUCGAGGGCUUCAUUCCUAUCUGGAGCAAUGCCACCCUUGAUGUGUCAACAAUGGUUGGGGACUUGUACUCGUACAUUGUCAAAACAGGGCUGCCUAGCAACGAUCUAUCCCCGAGAGCGCAGGCCUGGUUCGCUGAUCUUCUUUUUGCUCUGCUGGAGAAAAACUCCGACUACGGCCAGGCCCUAGGGCUAGCACCCUGUCGCUCUACUCUUCUGUCUGUCUUCCAGGACGGUAGCUUGUGGCUAAAGUUCAAGAUUGGCGCGAAACUGCCCAACAUAUUUGCGCUAUUCGUCUUCAAGGUCCAUGACAACCUAUUCGUCGACAUCCUCGACUGCCUGCCCGCCGACCCGGAGCAUCACGAGGGCAUCGCGCUGCGACUUUUUGCUCUGGCAGAAAUAGCAUGCCGCUGGCCCACACUGCUCAGGAGGUGCAUCUACCACAUCUUUGAGACUCCCGGAACGGUCACCAAGUCCGAUAAGCACGCGACUCGAUGUCUCGCACGAGUGGCCCAUGUCCUGGGACUUGAUUCCCCCAAGGAGCUAUUCAGGCUUUUCACUCCACAGCUACUGUAUACGUGGUUAGAGGCCAACCCCAUGGCAGACAUGCCUUUCGGGAUAUUCGGGUUCGCAACGCUCGAAGAGCUGCUCUCUCAGGCAAGGGUAGAAAUCACCGCCCUCAUGAUCAUGCGGGGCCAAGAGGGAGACGUCCAGGAUCUUGCCAAGCGGCUGAAAGUGUCCACGGCUCAACUGAUACAGUUAAGCUUCUCACGGACAAUGGCAUACAGCAUCGCUCACGACAUCAGCAUCCCUAAGGACGGACAGCAGACUACCAGCGAAAGCCGUAUCCGGAAGAUUCUGGGCAAGGAGACGUUUUUGGAAUGCAUCCAUCUCAACUUUGUGGAUAUCAUCGGCAUACUUUUCGAUCUCAUCGAUCAGGAGGACCCCAUCGAGAGGGCAUUUGCAAAGGACCCCAACCUCAAGUACGCCGCCGACAUAAUGGCCAAGAUCAAAAUCCAUGGACACCUCGCUGUGGAUCUACCACCGAAUCAGCAACCCAUGUUCAAGGCGAAAUACCUCUGUAAGGAGAUCGAACACCUUUGCAGCCGCACCGAGCACGAGCUGCCUACUCUUUGGACCCCGGCCCUCGUCGUGUCUAUUGCCCGUCGGCUUCUCAACACAGUGCACCCAGCCAUGGGCCCGUUGCACGCCUGCUCCGUCAUCCGGAAGGUGCGCGUCUUGGUGUGCCUCGCGGGGGCGCAGGCAACCAACUCAUACCCCCUAGAGAUGCUGCUACAUUCGGUUAGGCCAUUCGUCGGAGAUGCCGAAUGCGCAGACGAUGCUCUAGGCCUUACCCGCUACCUCGUCUCCUCUGGGGUCAACCACCUCGCUCAGGUGCCUUCUUUCCUCGCCGGUUAUUCGCUGUCUACUCUAGCUUCACUGCGCAUGUUUCUAGAGUCCAGUCAGUCAAGCACUACACAGGAGAGCCAGUUCAAGGCCACCAAGACCAACGCCGAAAAGUUUCAUUCGUGGUUCACAAAAUACCUGACCGACUAUGACUCGUCUGCCUUCAAGGAUGAAUCUCAACGCGCGGCUUUCAAGUCCAUCACACAAUCUGCCGCGCACAUUCGGGCUUCAGGGAACGCCGAAAAGGGCACCCAUGAGUCUAGCCUCCUGAUGGAGAUCUUGAAGGACGGGGAGCGUGAGCAUCAGCUCCUAAACCGUUCGUCCAGGGAUCUGGCACUGGGAAUGCUCUGUGGCGAUUUCCAGGUGCCUUACUCCGGCCGCACAGACAUUAUAGAGACGGACAGCGACGCUAUUGCCCACGGGGCUAUGGUAUGGGAAAGCUGCAAGUCCCAGUCGCUGCAGAACGAGUAUCUCACCUGGGCCGGGCGCGUGAUUGGCAAGUCGUUUGUGGCAUCGGGCGAGAUCCAAGAGGAGUUUCUCCGUGAGUCCCGCAUCGCCGACUCUACCAGGGCAGCUGCUCCGGAAGCUGGCUCCGAGCAGGGCAUCUUGGACCUUCUUGAGGCCUUGACAACGGACAGGGAAUGCCACACUGCCGGUCUCGCCGAGUCGGCGCUGCGGACGGUCGUAUCCGAGGCCGUAGCGCAGCGAGAUGCCGCACUGCAAAUGGUGUGCCAGGAAAAUCUCUCCGAGGCCCUGAUGGUUUCCUCGGACUGGAGUCCCUACCGCACGCCGCCCUCGGACUUUACCGAGCCCGAAUUGACCCCUGACGUAGACCUUUUUGGGGCAGAGAGGAUCGAGAGCCCAGACUGGUCGCAAGAAAUGGCAAUGUACCUGGCAAAGUCGGUACCGCAGGACGUUGUACUUUCCGUACUACCUCCGCUACUUCAGCGAGCUAAAGGGUUUGCGGAAGAGGUCUUCCAAUUUGUCGUCCACCUGGUCCUGGAGUUCCAGCUCGACAAGGAGCAGGUCAUUCGACGCAGGCUGUCGGCCGCCAUCAAAGACUGGCUUGCCGUCGAGAAGGCAGAGGCAAGGGAGAACAUCAAGCUUGUCAUCAACACGAUGUUGUUCCUGCGCACACAGCCUCUGGCCAACGAAACUUCGAUCGCGGACCGGUCGCAGUGGCUAGAUAUAGAUCUCCCCGCGGCCUCUGCCGCCGCCACGCGGUGUGGCAUGUUCAAGGUCGCCCUUCUCUUUGCGGAGCUGGCCCUUUCUGAGACCAGCUCCAGGGCCUCGAGGCGGUCGUCUGCCGUCAGAGAUCUGGACACUACCGACUCGACCGAGAUACUACUCAACAUCUUUGAGAAUAUUGACGACCCGGACGCCUACUACGGACUGCCGCAGACAUCCAGCCUGGCUAACGUUCUUGCUCGGCUCGAGUACGAGAAAGACGGCAUCAAGGGGCUCGCAUUCCGCGGAGCCCAGUACGACAGCCAUGUGAGGCAGAGAGACCAGCAGUCCGAAAAGGAUGGCCAGUCUCUUGUUCACGCGCUGGGCAACCUGGGACUGUCCGGGCUUUCGCAUUCGCUGCUUCAGACGCAGCAGGGCUUGGACGGCGGGGUGGCUAGCAUGGACAGCACCUUCAACGCCGCGAGACGACUUGAGAUAUGGAACCUGCCGGUGCCAUCCAACUACACGAGCCACUCCGUGACCGUGUACAAGGCGUACCAAAACAUCCACCAGGCGACAGACUUGACCUCGGCGCGACAGGCCGUCCACGAGGGCUUGGCAGAGACGGUGCGCCACCUGACGCGCAACAGCCUGAAGGCGUCAAAUCUCCGUCUUAAUCUUGAUGUGCUAGCUGCCUUGACGGAGCUCGACGAGAUCCUGGGCGUGACGGACGCCUCGGAGCUCGAAGGCAUGUUCGAGAAAUUCGACGGGCGAUCCAGGUGGAUGAUGAGCGGAAGAUACGAGGAUGUGAGACAGAUCCUGUCGUGCCGAGCGUCGACACUGAGCAUGCUUAGCCAGCAGAGCAUCAUCCGUGGCCCUAAGCAACUCUCGUCGGCCGAGGCCAGGCUCGUCGAGAUCCGAGCAUUGCUACUUUCGGCCGGCAUCUACCGUUUCCACGACGCAACCCAGGAGUCGCUCAACAUUGCCACCUCACUGAACGACCUCAUUGGGCCAUGUGAUGCCAUGGGUCUCAGCGUGGAUGCUGCGGUAAAGGUGGAGGUGGCCAGCUCUUUCUGGGACCACGGGGAAAUGAUACCUUCAAUCCGUAUGCUGCAGGGUAUAGAAAAGGACUCGGCGCUCAAGAAGCAGACGAUUCACGUCAGCCGAGCCGACCUGCUUGCCAAGAUUGGACACCAGGUCUCGGUGGCCAGGCUGGAGAGUCCAGACAGCAUCCAGAAGAAGUAUCUCGAGCCGGCUCUCAAGGAGCUCAAGGGAGCCAGCGAAGGGAACGAGGCAGGGAAAGUGUUCCACCAGUUCGCCGUGUUCUGCGACGAGCAGCUGCAGAACCCCGACAGCAUGUCUGACCUGAAUCGGCUGAAGGGCCUCGAGAAGGGCAAGAGCGACGAAGUGGCGCAGCUCGAGACGCUGAUUCACGACACUAGGGACUCGCAGCUGAAGAGUAAGUACACGAGCCACCUAGGCAAGGCGAAGCAGUGGCUCGUGUUGGACCAGCAGGAGCUGCGGAGGGUCGAGCAGACGCGGAACGAGUUUGUGAAGCUGAGCCUGGAGAACUAUCUCCUCUCGCUCACGGCCUCGGACGAGCACAACAACGACGCCCUGCGCUUCACGGCGCUCUGGCUCGAGCGGGCCGGGGAGGAGUCGACAAACGAGGCGGUGCGCAAGUACGUCGACAAGGUGCCGAGCCGGAAGCUGGCGCCGCUCAUCAACCAGCUCACGUCUCGCCUGCAAGACAACGCGUCGCACUUCCAGCGGCUGCUGAUGAACCUCGUCUACCGCAUCUGCGUCGAGCACCCGUACCACGGCAUGUACCAGAUCUGGUCCGGGACCAAGUCGCGCACCAACAGGGAGGACGAGGUGGCGGUGCUCCGACAGAAGGCGACGGCGCGCAUCUCGGACCUGCUGUCCAAGCACAAGUCGGUGAGCCAUAUCUGGCACGCAGUUGAUAGAACCAACAGGUGCUACCACACGCUGGCGACGGAGAAGAACCCGACGCGCUACAAGCAGGGCGCCAAGGUGGCCAUCAAGGACGCGCAGGCGGGCCCGGCGCUCAUCUCGACGCUCGCAAAGUACCGCAUCCCGCCGCCGACGCUGCAGAUGGAGCUGCGGGCGGACCUGGACUACUCCGGGGUGCCGACCAUCCUCAAGCUCGAGCCCAACAUGGCCAUCGCGUCGGGCAUCAGCGCGCCCAAGAUCAUCACGGCCGUGGGCACGGACGGAGCCAAGUACAAGCAGCUGGUCAAGGGCGGCAACGACGACCUGCGGCAGGACGCCAUCAUGGAGCAGGUGUUUGCGGCCGUGUCGUCGCUGCUCAAGCACCACCGCGCGACGCGGCAGCGCAACCUGGGCAUCCGGACCUACAAGGUGCUGCCGCUGACGGCCACGUCGGGCCUGAUCGAGUUCGUGCCCAGCACGCAGCCGCUGCACGACUACCUCAUGCCGGCGCACGAGAAGUACUACCCCAAGGACCUCAAGGCCUCGCACUGCCGCCGCGAGGUGGCCAACGCGCAGGGGAGGACGGUCGACGUGCGCGUCGCGGCCUACCGGCGCGUGGCCGAGCGCUUCCGCCCCGUCAUGCGCUACUUCUUCAUGGAGAACUUCCAGGCGCCCGACGAGUGGUUCGCGCGCCGGCUGGCCUACACGCGCACCACGGCCGCCAUCUCGAUGCUCGGCCACGUGCUCGGGCUCGGCGACCGCCACGGCCACAACAUCCUGCUGGACCGCGUCACGGGCGAGGUGGUGCACAUCGACCUGGGCGUCGCCUUCGAGAUGGGCCGCGUCCUGCCCGUGCCCGAGCUGGUGCCCUUCCGCCUCACGCGCGACAUCGUCGACGGCAUGGGCAUCACAAAGACCGAGGGCGUCUUCCGCCGCUGCUGCGAGUUCACAAUGGACGCCCUGCGCGAGGAGACGUACUCCAUCAUGACCAUCCUCGACGUCCUGCGCUACGACCCGCUCUACUCGUGGUCCAUCUCGCCCGUGCGCCUGGCGAAGCUGCAAGACACGACGACGCGCCAGCGCGCGGGCGGCGGCGGGACUGAUGAUGCCGCCGCCGCCGCCGCCACCGACGACGGCGGCCAGGCCGUCGUCGAGAGCCGCAAGGCCGUCAACGAGCCGUCCGAGGCCGACCGCGCCCUCGAGGUGGUGCGCAAGAAGCUGUCCAAGACGCUGAGCGUCACGGCCACGGUCAACGACCUGAUCAAUCAGGCCACCUCGGAGAGGAACCUGGCUGUUUUGUAUUCUGGCUGGGCGGCAUAUGCGUGAGGGAUCUGCCGCAGGAAAGAGUGUCUCAUCAGUGCGAGUUGUCACAGCGUGUAGACGGGCUGUUGGAGUUCAGCCGCACUGUAAUAUAGGGAGGUGUUGACAACAAUCUCAUUCUGUAGACAAAUACAAGGACUCUUAUUUCCUAUCCCAUGCCUUCUAACAUGAACAAACGCCUUUGCGGC
Messenger RNA from Gaeumannomyces tritici R3-111a-1, 9413 nucleotides. RefSeq lists its product as hypothetical. Gene Ontology annotation, biological process: DNA repair. Gene Ontology annotation, molecular function: protein binding; protein serine/threonine kinase activity. The coding region runs from base 415 to 9231 and encodes 2938 amino acids. The record is from RefSeq and is a predicted model, not a curated record. The transcript has 7 exons. Lineage: Eukaryota; Fungi; Ascomycota; Sordariomycetes; Magnaporthales; Magnaporthaceae.